CGAAGCGCCCGCGUGGCCGGCGCCUUCCCGCAGGCGCCCGACCCGCCUGGUCUCUCCCUCCCCACCCCCAGCCCUCGGGCACGCGCGCCCUCGCGCCCUCCUCCCGCCGCCCCCCUCCCGCCGCCUCGCGCCCUCGCGCCCCCCUCCCGCUCUCCGCGCACGCGCGCCCGCUCCCGGCCCGGCUCCUGAGCCUCAGUCGGUGUCAGACGCUCACACCGCCGGAGCCGCCAGAGCCGCCGGAGCCUCGGGAGCCGCGUCGGGCCUCGGCGCUGGGGCAGAGCCGAGGGGAGCGCAGCGGAGCCGGGGAGGGAGGGAGGGAGACACAGAGAGACAGAAAGAGAGAGAGCCGGAGCGGGAUCAUGGACGUGCCGCCGCGCCUCGACCCUGCCCUGGGCAGCCCUGCCAGCCCAUGCGAGGACGUGAUCAAGAACCUGAGCCUGGAGGCCAUCCAGCUGUGCGAGCGCGACGGAAACAAAUCCCAAGAUAGUGGCAUAGCAGAAAUGGAGGAACUUCCAGUCCCGCACAACAUCAAGAUUAGUAAUAUCACAUGUGAUUCCUUCAAGAUUUCAUGGGAAAUGGAUUCCAAAUCGAAGGACCGGAUUACACACUAUUUCAUUGACCUGAACAAGAAAGAGAACAAAAAUUCUAACAAAUUUAAACAUAAGGAUGUUCCCACCAAAUUGGUGGCCAAAGCUGUCCCCUUGCCCAUGACUGUGCGUGGACACUGGUUCCUGAGCCCAAGGACUGAAUACACAGUCGCGGUGCAGACAGCCUCGAAGCAGGUGGAUGGAGAUUAUGUUGUGUCUGAGUGGAGUGAAAUCAUCGAAUUUUGCACUGCAGAUUAUUCCAAAGUUCACUUAACACAACUCUUAGAAAAAGCCGAAGUGAUUGCAGGACGUAUGCUUAAAUUUACCGUUUUUUAUCGUAAUCAGCACAAAGAAUACUUUGACUACAUCCGAGAGCAGCACGGGAAAGCCAUGCAGCCGUCCGUCAAAGAUAACAGUGGGAGCCAUGGUUCUCCCAUUAGUGGGAAGCUGGAAGGCAUCUUCUUCAGCUGCAGCACCGAGUUCAACACGGGGAAGCCCCCCCAAGAUUCCCCUUAUGGCAGAUACAGGUUCGAGAUCGCAGCAGAGAAACUCUUUAACCCCAAUACCAACUUGUACUUUGGGGACUUCUACUGUAUGUACACCGCCUAUCACUACGUGAUUCUCGUCAUCGCUCCUGUUGGGUCACCAGGAGAUGAAUUCUGUAAGCAGCGCCUCCCUCAGCUAAAUUCUAAGGAUAAUAAAUUUCUGACCUGCACUGAAGAAGAUGGUGUGCUGGUUUACCACCAUGCCCAGGAUGUCAUUUUAGAAGUUAUUUACACUGACCCUGUGGAUCUCUCCCUUGGCACCGUGGCAGAAAUCACUGGUCACCAGCUCAUGAGCUUGUCUACCGCAAAUGCAAAGAAAGACCCCAGCUGCAAAACCUGCAAUAUUAGCGUUGGACGUUAACGCGCCCUCGUGGUUCCUUUUCCUCUGCCCUCCUCAGCCCUCCCGACACCUCCAGUCCUUCCCUAGGAGCAUCUGACCCUCUGUUGUCCAUUCUCAUCGCCAGGUGUUCUCUGAAGCAUGUCCACGCCGCUGUCACCAAAAGCAGUCAGCUAUGUUUCACAAUUUCUUUAAUAGCAUUUUUAGUAUUUCCUCUUCCCUCCCCUCCCCAUUGCUUAGAUGAUAAAAGGUCCUGAGUUUUCCUUCCGGCUCACUCGUUUAUUGCCUAGAUGCUGCAAUGUCUUUUCUUUAUCCUUUUCUGCCGAACGUAACAAAAUGAAUCUAUAUAGCCAGCUUUAGCAGAAUACAAAUUAAUGGCUUACAAAUGUUGUUUAAAUAUGCAUUCACUUUAAUCUACUGAACAAAUAUUGGGAUAACUCCAAACAGCAUGAGAGGUUGUAAUUGCAGCAUGAGUUAAAAAUCUUGAAGCCUAGAAUUGUCAGCACUUCCAACUUGUUGUUUGACAGUGUUAUUUAUGUUAUUUAUAUUAGCUAACAGGAAACUACUACUGUGUUUCAACAUAAUAAAUAUAAUAGAAAAAUA
This is a messenger RNA of Trichosurus vulpecula (common brushtail), 2072 nucleotides long. RefSeq names its product phytanoyl-CoA 2-hydroxylase interacting protein like (gene PHYHIPL). The record is from RefSeq and is a predicted model, not a curated record. Gene Ontology annotation, molecular function: protein binding. Bases 360 to 1493 code for a protein of 377 amino acids. Gene Ontology annotation, cellular component: cytoplasm. Lineage: Eukaryota; Metazoa; Chordata; Mammalia; Diprotodontia; Phalangeridae. The transcript has 5 exons.